Fonsecaea multimorphosa CBS 102226 is the source of this 1785-nucleotide messenger RNA. RefSeq lists its product as uncharacterized. Lineage: Eukaryota; Fungi; Ascomycota; Eurotiomycetes; Chaetothyriales; Herpotrichiellaceae. Bases 1 to 1785 code for a protein of 594 amino acids. Gene Ontology annotation, biological process: transcription initiation at RNA polymerase I promoter; nucleolar large rRNA transcription by RNA polymerase I. The transcript has a single exon. The record is from RefSeq and is a predicted model, not a curated record. Gene Ontology annotation, cellular component: RNA polymerase I upstream activating factor complex. Gene Ontology annotation, molecular function: RNA polymerase I general transcription initiation factor activity; rDNA binding.
AUGGAUCUCGACGACAGCCAAGAUGACACCGCCGAUGCUACGAUCAUCACGGGUCUCAACAAUCCCUCGCUAGAAGUCACCAACGUGGACAUUCACGACCCUGGAAAUGUACAUGCACUGCCAUUCGAAACAGCCACAGACAUUCCUGAGGCGAAGGCGUUCCACCAUCGCAAAUGGGAUCGUCUCCGCAAACACUACCAGGACCAGUACCUCGAAAUCUUCAAGGAGACAUUUGAGACGGCAGAUGAAGACAGUCUCGGAGAAGAAUUGCCUCCAAGUCAGCUCGGCGCCGUUCUUUGGCGAACCGACGAAAAGACAAGGCUUUACGAUGCGCUUUGCCGCAAAGGCCGACAUGAAUUGAAGACUCUGUCGCUGUUGGUGGGCACAAAGUCCGAGGUCGAGAUCAAGGCGUACCUGGACCACCUGCGAGAACAGGAGGCCGACCGCCAACGCUUCGAGGCACAGCCGAAGAACAUCUCCCACGCCGACAUACCCGCUGCUGUUGAGAUCGGCUGCGAAUGUGAAGCUGUCCUCGACACGGCCGCAGCUGCUUUGUCAGCGUUUCAAGAACAGUACGACGCAACCGUGGGUCAAAAUGGCAAUAACCUAUGGUUCAUCGAUCACAACGUGGCAGCUGAGCUGGACAAGGAAGCUGAUGAAUUGGAAGCAUCUGGCAGCACCAGAGACGAAGAGUCUGACGAUGCCAUGGCACCGAUUUCUGAAAGAGCAGUCCAGGCGUUCCAUCUCUCAACGUUUCUCGUGCUGAGCGAGCGAUUUUUCAUGAACGGAGAUGCCAAAAGCUCGGAAUCGUGGCAAAAUCUAGCAGAAGAAGGUCAACGUCCAGCACUGGCAUUGGAUUCGGUAACUCUUUUCUAUGACUUGAUCGUCAACUUUGCACGUCGGUUGAUACAAGCAUCUCUUUUCAUUGCCAUGUCUCGCGUUCGUGCUGCUGCGUCCAGAGACUACCAACCCGGAGGACUUGUCAGAUCUGAUGACGUACUUGCAGCUCUCGAUGUGUUGGGCGUCAAGAGAGACUCCGAGUCAUUCUGGAUUGGGCUGGCGAGGAGGAACGGUUUGAGAGUUGUGGAUGACGCACAUCGGAAAGGAGUAGAUGGAAAGGCUGUCAUGUCGUACGAGAAGGUGGAAAAGAUGUUGUCAAGUCGCCCAAGGACGAGGUCUGGCUCGAGAAUGUCCACGGUAUCAACAAGGAGUCAAUCAACGUUGGAGGAAACCUCAGACAUGGAGCAUGUUGCGAACAACAAUAUUGUCGCCCGUGAUCCUGUUGUCCAUGACCAAUCUUCCGCAGACACUAGCUCCUCCGAUGCGGAUAGCGAGGGCUCAGAAGCAAACAGCCUUCGUGGAGAAGAUGAUGGCUCAUCCUCCGAGGAGCCUUCGACUUCGCGGAUGUCAAGGGAGAAGCGAAUACAGUUUCUCGAAGAAGACCAAGACGACUACCUGGAGAGAAUGGAUCGAGAAGCGCGGAGGCGGGAAGAGUCACGGCUGUUGUCCCUGCUCGGAACUCAAGAUAUUCAAGAGGAGAAGGAUUCAAAAGAAGAAGCAAUCGAAGAUUUAGGAGUUCGACCGCCGGUGCUGAGAAAGUCUGUUGAAGAUUGUAUGGGAUGGUCUGUCACAUACGAGGCUGAGUGGGAGCGAAAUGGGAGAAUGCUGCUUCCCGAGAGCCCGUCGCUCGCUGAGCCUGCGUCAAAGAGGAGGAGACUGGAGCCUGAGAGCGACGGUGGUUGGGAAGAGGCUCAGGCAUCUUUCCCACACAGCAACCAAAACUGA